Molecule: messenger RNA, 2832 nt
Organism: Daphnia pulex (common water flea)
Lineage: Eukaryota; Metazoa; Arthropoda; Branchiopoda; Diplostraca; Daphniidae
Product: zinc transporter ZIP3-like
Exons: 4
Coding region: 1323-2594 (423 amino acids)
Biological process (GO): zinc ion transmembrane transport
Cellular component (GO): plasma membrane
Molecular function (GO): zinc ion transmembrane transporter activity
Source: RefSeq, a predicted model, not a curated record
CAUAUUACGUGUAUAGGAUUUUUUAAAGACAUAUUCUCUAGAAAAGCAAUUUCGGGUCCGGAAUAAUUAUUUUUUGCUGUUCACGUCAUUUCGUGAUUGAGACAAAAGUCAUGCGGGGCGUUGUGUCUAGAUUCAAUUUGACUAUAAAUAAGAAGUUGUAUUACCUGCAUUUGUUCUAUAGCUAUUUCUAUAGUGCUUUCUAAAUUUCUGUAUAGUUGUGAAAAUGCUCGGGCUCGACACAUAUGUAGUAAAAUCAAUCCAUUGUCGGGGGAAACGUUUUCAGUCUUCCAUCCGGUUUUGCUGGAUUGAGUUCUGUGUUGACGAACCCUCGCCCUUUGGGGAUUUUUCUUCGCCCCUGAUUUUUGUGACGUCAUUACAUGGAAUACAUUAUCAACUCGGGCUGGGAAUAACCAAAAGGAAGAACCGUAACCUCAGGCUGAUUUGUUGCGGGAGGUGAUGUGUGCUGCUCGAGUCCGAUUUCCGUCUCGACUUUCUAUAUUAUAUGCUGCUACUGCAUGCCCGGCUGUGUAUAUUAGAGUCUAUCGUAUACACCAGCAUUUUUGGCACCGGCGCGAAUAGGAUGCGACAGAAAACCGACCUUGGUUAAAACAGGAUUCACUGUUGUAUUUUAAACUUUUAUAAUUCGUAGCGACGACAGGGAGUCUAUAUACUCUUGUUACUUCUUCCCAACAAAAACGAAAACUGGUGUGUCGGCAUUCUUACGCAAAUUCUGAAAAAUAACCUUGAAUACAACUCCGCGGCUAUAAUUUAGUCACGGAGAGGAUUCAUCAGUUGCUAAGGUUCGACUAUUCGUAAAGAGAUAUCCGCAUAAACACCCACUGUGGUGUAGAAAGUUGUUGAACUUAUUUUACUCAAUUGUGGCCGCAGAUCAAAUAAAGAAAUAACUAUAUAGUGCGGGCCCAGCUGUUUAUUCAAAAAAUUUAGCCCAAACGUUUUCACAUCUGGGUGCCACACAACUCGUUUGCUUCUUCCAAUAGCUGUUUUUUUUUUUUUAUUAUUACAUAGCUUAUACCUGACUACAUGAGCAUUUUAGAUUGGAUGUGUGAAGUAGCUACGUGGCAGUCGAAUUGGCUAGUUCAUUUCAACCCGCUCGGAGUGCUUGUACUAGUGCUGCCAAGUACAAAUAAGAAAGUAACAAAGGCCUCUAAACCAAUAAUCCGACAGGGUCAUACCGUACGUAGACGCUUAUUGUGUUAUCAAUUCAUAUUGUGGCUGGGAGUGUAUAUAGCUUGGUAUCAAGCGCUUUUACGUGACAAGGGCGGAUACAACACCACAGCACCCAGCAAGGGAAUAAAGCCAAAAUGGAUUCCGUAGACCUAGCCAAAGUGAUUUCCAUGGUCGUCUUGUUUCUCGGGACACUCGUUCUGGGUCUAUUUCCCAUCUGGAUCGUCCGCCGGAUGAAUGUCAAAUCGGGCAAUAAAGAAAUGUCUCGAGGAAUCAAAAAUGUCUUGUCCGGAAUGCUCUGCUUCGGUGCGGGUGUCCUGAUGGCCACAGCGCUGACCCAUUUGUUGCCGGAACUUCACGAAGGCAUCAAAGAAUUGCAGACAAAUGGGACCAUCAAGUCAACACUUCCGUUGGCCGAAAUCAUCUUCAGCGCCGGAUUCUUUCUCGUCUAUCUUUUGGAAGAGUUGGUUCACGUCAUCAUUCACCGGAGAUCUCAUCGCCACGAAAAACCGGAAGUUACAAUCCAUCAAACUGUCGGCAUUUCCGUUGUCCAGCCCAACGAAUUAGAAGACGGCGAGUCGUGCAACGAGAAAACUAUUUGCCAAUCCAACUGCGACAAUGGAGAUUCCGAUUCUUCCGGACCCAGCACCAUCUCCGGAAGUGAUCAAGCCAUCGUAGACAACGUGUCCAUCACCAAAAAUCGCACUGCCAGUGUGGUAGUACAUCAUCACGAUCACCACCAUCACGUGAUGGAAGAUGGAAAUAGAUCGCUGCCUUCCAUUCAAGGCCUUAUCAUCAUUAUGGGUCUCUCAUUGCACGAAAUCCUGGAAGGUGUGGCUAUCGGACUGGAACAGACCGACGGAGAUGUCUGGAGUCUUUUCGCCGCUGUUGCAACGCACAAAUUCGUCAUAACGUUUUGCGUGGGAAUGGAUAUGGCUUCGAACGGUGUCAAAACCAGUCUUCAAAUUUCUUACAUGAUUGUUUUAUCGCUUGUCUCUUCAGUCGGCAUCGGAAUUGGAAUGGGACUUUCUAAUGGGACGACGGAUGCGCUCGUUUUGACUUCUCUCGUUCUCCAAGGACUUGCUGGAGGCACGCUGAUCUACGUAGCCUUUUUUGAGGUGCUGGAGCGUGAGCGCACCAAACCGUCUAAUAAACUCAUGCAGUGGGCCACUGUUCUCUUGGGAUAUCUCUUCAUGAUCGGACUGGAAGCUCUGAUCCCCCAACAUGAACAUGGAGGAGAUCAUGACCACGGUACUGAAGACCCCGCACUCAGUGUUACAUCCAUGGCAUCGACGAUAGGAUCGCAAUUUGUUGCUGAUUUCCAUGCUCAUAAUCACGAUGGACAUGGCAAUGAAGAGUCAGUCUUGAGUUCAUCUCUCGCUUUAAUUGCUUCAAAAGUUCUGCACUAGGGUUGAACCCUGUAUUCUGAAAGAACUCGUGUACAUACUUUUUUUUUCUUUAAAUUUGACUAGCUCAAAUACUUUCAUUGAAUGGGUGUUUAUUAUGUCAUUGAAAUUAAUUCACUGGUGGAAUAAUGUUUUAGGAGCUCUACUCAAGAUUCGAUGAUUUUAUCGGAUUUUAUUUACGUUUGUGUGGUGAAUUUGAUUAUGGAAAAUGUUGUUUCAAGAAUAAAUUAAGCAGCAGUUA